Messenger RNA from Macrobrachium nipponense, 814 nucleotides. RefSeq names its product small nuclear ribonucleoprotein-associated protein B-like. The transcript has 5 exons. Gene Ontology annotation, biological process: mRNA splicing, via spliceosome. Gene Ontology annotation, cellular component: U4 snRNP; U2 snRNP; U4/U6 x U5 tri-snRNP complex. Lineage: Eukaryota; Metazoa; Arthropoda; Malacostraca; Decapoda; Palaemonidae. The record is from RefSeq and is a predicted model, not a curated record. Gene Ontology annotation, molecular function: RNA binding. The coding region runs from base 157 to 708 and encodes 183 amino acids.
AUUCUGUCGAACUGCUAGUGUUGGGUGCGCCAUCAAACUUGGAGUCGGAAGAAGAGAGAAGCGUCUGUGUACAAACGUUUACUCGGUAUACCGGACCACUGUCCCCGGCAUAUAAUAUUUUAUAUCGUGGUAAUCCAGCCACAUCUUGUCAUCAAAAUGACGUUCUCCAAGAAUAACAAAAUGCUCAAUCAUAUUGGGUAUAGAAUGAAAGUCACCAUGCAAGACAGCAGGACAUUCAUUGGCAACUUCAAAGCUUUUGAUAAGCACAUGAAUGUGAUUUUGGCUGACUGUGAAGAGUUCAGAUGCAUCAGGGGCAAGAAAAACAAAGAGGAGAAACAAGAAAAGAGGACCAUGGGAUUACUCUUACUUCGCGGUGAGACAAUUGUCACCAUGACUCUGGAAGGACCCCCACCAUCUGAUGAAGGACCACGUGUGAACUUGGGAUCUGGACCAGGUCCAGGAAUGGGCAGACCUGCUGGACGAGGAACUGGAGCCAAUUUGCAAGGGCCUGCUAGAGGUGUGGGAGGCCCAUCCUCACAAAUGAUGCAGCCUGCUGCUCGUGCAGGACCUCAGCUCAAUAUGCCUGGAAGAGGGGGUAUGCCUGGUAUGAUGGGUGGAGGAAUGCCACCACAAAUGGGUCGUGGUGGUCCAAUGGGUCCACCAAGUGGCCCAAUGAUGAGAGGUCCCCCAGGCGGCAGGCCAUAUUAGCGGAUUCUACAGGAAAUAGUACUGAAGAGACACUAGUAAACUGAUUAGUUUUAAGGAAGUAUUUUUAUGAUUUUAUUUUACUCAUGAAUAAAGGAUUUUAUGUUUA